Diaporthe amygdali is the source of this 1503-nucleotide messenger RNA. RefSeq names its product beta-glucosidase A. Bases 1 to 1503 code for a protein of 500 amino acids. The record is from RefSeq and is a predicted model, not a curated record. Gene Ontology annotation, biological process: carbohydrate metabolic process. The transcript has 6 exons. Gene Ontology annotation, molecular function: beta-glucosidase activity. Lineage: Eukaryota; Fungi; Ascomycota; Sordariomycetes; Diaporthales; Diaporthaceae.
AUGAAACAAAGCAUUUUGUUGGUGGCCUUGUGUGAGCUGCUAGCGGGCGUCGCAGCACAGAGCGCAACUAACUUGUCAUUGGACGAGCUCUGGGACAAAUAUGUCGGUCCUGUGAGCACGUCUCCCGUGAAUGCUACAGUCGACCCGGUGCCUGUCCCAUCAGAAUCGCUCAUUCCCCCGCCUCCACUGUACUAUCCGACUCUUCCCUUUCCUGGAGGAGCUCAGGUUCCACUCCAGGCUCGGAAUGAAAAUAUCGCACGAAUUGCCGCACUUGGUCUCAACACAUACGCGUUCUCUAUUUCCUGGUCACGCAUUUUCCCCUUUGGAUCGGGGGAACCCAACGAAGCGGGUCUUCAGCACUACGACGACGUAAUAGACACAUGUCUCCAGUACGGAAUCACCCCAGUUGUUACUCUCUAUCAUUGGGAUCUCCCACUGAGCCUUCAACUCAACUACGGUGGAUGGCUCAACGAACAGAUCACCAACGACUUCAGCGAGUACGCGCGUGUGGCGUUCGCACGAUGGUCCCCUAAGGUCGAAUAUUGGGUCACAUUAAACGAACCAGGUGUCUUCUGCAACAGUUAUCCGCUACCACAAGGUUAUUUCAACGACAGCACAACUGCCGACAUCCCAGACGCUCAGCAAUUCUACGUGUGUGCCCGGAACGCCCUACUCGCACAUUCGUCGGCCUACCGCAUCGGCAAGAGCGUCAACUCUUCCCUUAGCAUCUCGUUCAAGAAUAAUGGCGGAUACAAGAUCCCGGUAGACAAUAGCCCAGACACUGCAGCAGCUGUCCAGAGGGCAUACGACUUCAACGAUGGCCUGUGGGCGACCCCGGUCUUCCUCACCGGCGACUUCCCAGAGAGUGUCAAGGAUUAUGUUUCGGGAUUCUUGCCAGCUUUCACGGCAGAGCAAAAAGCACAGAUCAAUGGAACCAGCGACAUCUUCAUGAUUGACGCCUACGGCACGGGCGGUUUCGUCACGGUUCCGGAGGCCGGCGGCUUGCAAGCUUGCAUCAGCAAUGCAUCACACCGAUCAUAUCCUCGCUGUUAUGGUGGCGUUUCAACUUAUCCGGGAGCCAACUACUGGCCCACUGGCCCGGCUGUCGACCCGUGUGCCAGUUGGUUGGCAUACGGGACGGACUGGGUCCCGGCCAUGCUGAAGACAUACCAGGAGAUGUUCAAACCAGUUGGCGGCAUAGUCGUAUCAGAAUUUGGGCUGCCGGAACCGUACGAGGGCUUGCGUACAGAUCUCCAGUCAAUUGUCAUUGAUCCCCUGCGGUCGAGGUACUACAGAGAAUACAUGCAGUCGAUUCUGAUGGCCAUGGCUGAGGGUAUCAACGUGGUUGGGACCCUGGCUUGGAGUAUUCUCGAUAACUUUGAAUGGGAUCAUGGGUACUCUUGUCGCUUUGGUCUGCAGUAUGUUAAUUUUACGACGCAGGAAAGGUACUUCAAGGCAAGCGCCUUCGAAUACGUCAACAUGUUCCAAACCUAUCAGGAGUGA